Mugil cephalus (flathead mullet) is the source of this 3958-nucleotide messenger RNA. RefSeq lists its product as uncharacterized. Gene Ontology annotation, molecular function: protein binding; zinc ion binding. The transcript is spliced from 4 exons. NCBI's taxonomy places the organism in Eukaryota, Metazoa, Chordata, Actinopteri, Mugiliformes, Mugilidae. The record is from RefSeq and is a predicted model, not a curated record. The coding region runs from base 253 to 3687 and encodes 1144 amino acids.
AUCGAGGUUCAAAUCUGCAGCUACUUCCUGCUCUGAAACAUUUUUUCUGUUCCUGCUGUGAAGUGAAGCAGUUCCUCCGUGCAGCUACAAACAAAUCUCUACAUUGAAGAUGGGUGUAAGCAGCAUGUGGUGAAGUGUGAGAGCUGACAGGCUCCAUUCACUGUACAAUCACAUGUUGUUCAGAUCAGAGCUCAGACUAGUUUCACUUCUAGCAAACAGAAACUCACACAGUCGUCGACACUGAGAGGUGAAAUGGAGCAGAAAGGAGUUCAGCUGGACAGAGAAACCUUCUCUUGUUCCAUCUGUCUGGAUCUACUGAAGGAUCCUGUGACUACUUCCUGUGGACACAGCUACUGCAUGAACUGUAUUAAAAGCCACUGGGAUGAAGAAGACCAGAAGGGAAUCUACAGCUGCCCUCAGUGCAGGAAGACUUUCAUACCAAGGCCUGUCCUGGAGAAAAACACCAUGUUAGCAGAGUUAGUGGAGCAGCUGAAGAAGACUGGACUCCAAGCUGCUCCAGCUGAUCACUGCUAUGCUGGACCUGAAGAUGUGGCCUGUGAUGUCUGCACUGGGAGGAAGCUGAAAGCCUUCAAGUCCUGUCUGGUCUGUUUGGUUUCUUACUGUGAGAAACACCUCCAACCUCACUAUGAUUUAGCUCCAUUAAAGAGACACAAGCUGGUGGAGCCCUCCAAGAAGCUCCAGGAGAACAUCUGCUCUCGUCAUGAUGAGGUGAUGAAGAUGUUCUGUCGUACUGAUCAGCAGAGUAUCUGUUAUCUCUGCUCUGUGGAUGAACAUAAAGGCCACGACACAGUCUCAGCUGCAGCAGAAAGGACUGAGAAGCAGAAGGAGGUGGAGGUGAUGCUAGAAAACAUCGAGCAGACGAUCCAGGAGAGACGCAAAGACGUGGAGCUGCUUAGACAGGAGCUGAAGGCCAUGGCUCACUCUGCUGAUAAAACAGUGGAGGACAGUCGGGAGAUCUUCACUGAGAUGAUCCGUCUCCUCCAGAAAAGAAGCUCUGAUGUGGAGCAGCUGCUCAGAUCCCAGCAGGAAACUGAAGAGAGUCGAGUCAAAGAUGUUGAGGAGAAGCUGGAGCAGCAGAUCACUGAGCUGGAGAGGAAAGGCUCCGAGCUGAAGCAGCUCUUAAACACAGAGGAUCACAACCAGUUUCUACACAACUACCCCUCACUGCCACCACCCAGUGAGUCUACACACUCAUCCAGCAUCAAGAUUCGUCCUCUGAGGAACUUUGAUGGCGUGAAAGCAGCUGUGACAGAGACCAGAGAGAAACUACAGGACAUUCUGAGAGAGACAUGGACAAACAUCUCAGUGACAGUGACUGAAGUGGAUGUUUUACUGCCACAACCAGAGCCAAAGACCAGAGAUGAAUUCUGGAAAUAUUCAUGUGAAAUCACACUGGAUCCAAACACAGCACACACACGUCUGUUAUUAUCUGAGGGGAACAGAAAAGUAACAUUUAUGAAUCAACCUCAGUCUUAUUCUCAUCAUCCAGACAGAUUCACUGGUUUCAAUUGGCAGGUCCUGAGUAGAGAGAGUCUGACUGGACGUUGUUACUGGGAGGUGGAGAGGAGAGGAAGAGGAGUUGAUGUAGCAGUCGCAUACAAGAAUAUCAGCAGAGCAGGGGGGUCAGAUGAAUGUGUAUUUGGAUUCAAUGACAAAUCUUGGUCAUUACGUUGUUUAACAAACAGUUACACAUUUUACCACAACAACGUCGAAACUCCCGUCUCAGGUCCUGGUUCCUCCAGAGUAGGAGUGUACCUGGAUCACAGAGCAGGUCUUCUGUCUUUCUACAGCGUCUCUGAAACCAUGACUCUCCUCCACAGAGUCCAGACCACAUUCACUCAGCCUCUCUAUGCUGGACUAAGGUUAUUUUAUGAUUAUGGAGCCACUGCUGAGUUGAUUAAAGUGAAAGCUCCAUUCACUGUACAAUCACAUGUUGUUCAGAUCAGAGCUCAGACUAGUUUCACUUCUAGCAAACAGAAACUCACACAGUCGUCGACACUGAGAGGUGAAAUGGAGCAGAAAGGAGUUCAGCUGGACAGAGAAACCUUCUCUUGUUCCAUCUGUCUGGAUCUACUGAAGGAUCCUGUGACUACUUCCUGUGGACACAGCUACUGCAUGAACUGUAUUAAAAGCCACUGGGAUGAAGAAGACCAGAAGGGAAUCUACAGCUGCCCUCAGUGCAGGAAGACUUUCAUACCGAGGCCUGUCCUGGAGAAAAACACCAUGUUAGCAGAGUUAGUGGAGCAGCUGAAGAAGACUGGACUCCAAGCUGCUCCAGCUGAUCACUGCUAUGCUGGACCUGAAGAUGUGGCCUGUGAUUUCUGCACUGGGAGGAAGCUGAAAGCCUUCAAGUCCUGUCUGGUCUGUUUGGUUUCUUACUGUGAGAAACACCUCCAACCUCACUAUGAUGUAGCUCCAUUAAAGAAACACAAGCUGGUGGAGCCCUCCAAGAAGCUCCAGGAGAACAUCUGCUCUCGUCAUGAUGAGGUGAUGAAGAUGUUCUGUCGUACUGAUCAGCAGAGUAUCUGUUAUCUCUGCUCUGUGGAUGAACAUAAAGGCCACGACACAGUCUCAGCUGCAGCAGAAAGGACUGAGAAGCAGAAGGAGUCGGAGGUGAUGCUAGAAAACAUCCAGCAGACGAUCCAGGAGAGACGCAAAGACGUGGAGCUGCUUAGACAGGAGCUGAAGGCCAUGGCUCACUCUGCUGAUAAAACAGUGGAGGACAGUCGGGAGAUCUUCACUGAGAUGAUCCGUCUCCUCCAGAAAAGAAGCUCUGAUGUGGAGCAGCUGGUCAGAUCCCAGCAGGAAACUGAAGAGAGUCGAGUCAAAGAUGUUGAGGAGAAGCUGGAGCAGCAGAUCACUGAGCUGGAGAGGAAAGGCUCCGAGCUGAAGCAGCUCUUAAACACAGAGGAUCACAACCAGUUUCUACACAACUACCCCUCACUGCCACCACCCAGUGAGUCUACACACUCAUCCAGCAUCAAGAUUCGUCCUCUGAGGAACUUUGAUGGCGUGAAAGCAGCUGUGACAGAGACCAGAGAGAAACUACAGGACAUUCUGAGAGAGACAUGGACAAACAUCUCAGUGACAGUGACUGAAGUGGAUGUUUUACUGCCACAACCAGAGCCAAAGACCAGAGAUGAAUUCUGGAAAUAUUCAUGUGAAAUCACACUGGAUCCAAACACAGCAAACACACAUCUGUUAUUAUCUGAGGGGAACAGAAAAGUAACAUUAAUGAAUCAACAUCAGUCUUAUUCUGAUCAUCCAGACAGAUUCACUGGUUCGUGGCAGGUCCUGAGUAGAGAGAGUCUGACUGAACGUUGUUACUGGGAGGUGGAGUGGAGAGGAGGAGUUUUUGUAGCAGUCGCAUACAAGAAUAUCAGCAGAGCAUCUUCAUUUGGAUUCAAUGACAAAUCUUGGUCAUUACGUUGUGACACAAACAAAUAUGAAUUUUACCACAACAAAGUGAAAACUCCCGUCUCAGGUCCUGGUUCCUCCAGAGUAGGAGUGUACCUGGAUCACAGAGCAGGUCUUCUGUCUUUCUACAGCGUCUCUGAAACCAUGACUCUCCUCCACAGAGUCCAGACCACAUUCACUCAGCCUCUCUAUGCUGGACUCUGGUUAUUUAAUGUUGGAGCCACUGCUGAGUUGAUGAAAGUGAAAUAGACAGAAGUCUCUUCAGGGACAGUUGGUUAAAAUGUGUCUUCUAGUCUCCAGGUGAUUUGGUCUCCAUGGUUGUAGCUGAGAGCUCAUUGUUGUGUCAUGUCUUCACUGCUCAGAGAUCAGCUGUCAGUCCCACUUGGUGGGCGGUACUUUGUCGUCUCCUGGUUUGUUGUUUGCUUGAUGUUGGACUUUGUUUGGGUGGCGCUCCUUCCUGUGUCUGUUUAGCCACGGAGGCUCUCACUGCUCACCAUGACUUUGAUUCACAUAAACUGAC